This is a messenger RNA of Fusarium musae, 444 nucleotides long. RefSeq names its product RNA polymerase subunit AC19 (gene RPC19). Lineage: Eukaryota; Fungi; Ascomycota; Sordariomycetes; Hypocreales; Nectriaceae. The transcript is spliced from 4 exons. The record is from RefSeq and is a predicted model, not a curated record. Gene Ontology annotation, molecular function: DNA binding; DNA-directed RNA polymerase activity; protein dimerization activity. Gene Ontology annotation, biological process: DNA-templated transcription. Gene Ontology annotation, cellular component: RNA polymerase III complex; RNA polymerase I complex. The coding region runs from base 1 to 444 and encodes 147 amino acids.
AUGCCUGCGCGAACGAAGAAGGAGGAGCAGCCACAGGCUGAGGAUACCAACAUGGAGGACGCCCCAGCCUCCGCGCAGCCUGAGGUGAAUGGCGAGGAUGUUGAGGAUGAGGAAGAAGAGGAGGAGAUCGAGCCCCAGAGAGUCCGGAUCCUUCCUGGCUCAACAGACACUGCUGCUUCCUUUGAGUUCACUGAUGAAGGCCAUACGCUCGGAAACGCGCUGAGAUAUAUCAUCAUGAAAAACCCCGAUGUUGAGUUCUGUGCUUACUCUAUCCCCCAUCCCUCAGAGCCCAAGAUGAACAUCCGCAUUCAGACCUACAGUGGAACUGCAGUUGACGCUCUCAAGAAGGGGUUGGUCGAUAUUCAAGAAGUAUGUGAUGUAGUUGCCGAUGAGUUCUGGACCAAGAGGGAGGCCUACAACGCAGAGCAGGGAAUUGACCGAUGA